AUGUAUCAGCCAGAACUAGAUAAAGGAUAUCCAGCAUCUGCACCAGCUUACCCACAUCCAGGAGCUGCUUAUCCACCUCCUCCAGCCUAUGGACCACCUCAACCAACAGUUGUUAUGGGUCCUGUCACAUCGACAACAGUGGUAUUGACGACCUCCUUCAGUGAUACACCUACGUCUUGUAUGUGUCCAGUCUGUCGCCAGAAUGUAGUGUCAAGAGUGGAGUAUAACACAGGCCUCCUCACCUGGCUUAUCUUUGGCAUUCUGCUUCUUUUCGGCUGUUGGCUGGGAUGCUGCCUCAUUCCCUUUUGUGUGGACAGCUGUAAGGAUGUUGACCACUUCUGUCCAAACUGCAAUCAUCAUCUGGCAAAGUAUAAAAGGCUAUAA
This is a messenger RNA of Staurois parvus, 384 nucleotides long. NCBI's taxonomy places the organism in Eukaryota, Metazoa, Chordata, Amphibia, Anura, Ranidae. The record is from the annotation of a GenBank genome assembly.